AUGAUUACCGAAUGCGACCGACGUAAGCAGAUUAGCAUGAGAGGGAUAGCGCCCGUGGAGAAUGUGGCUACAGUCAAGAAAUCGUUCAACAGGCAUCUCCACUAUACCCUGGUGAAGGACCGAAAUGUUGCCACCCCAAGGGAUUACUAUUUUUCUUUGGCUUACACGGUUCGCGACCACUUGGUUUCAAGGUGGAUCCGAACCCAGCAGUUUUACUAUGAAGUGGAUCCAAAGAGAGUCUACUAUUUGUCCUUGGAGUUCUACAUGGGCCGGACACUGUCCAACACCAUGGUCAACUUGGGCAUCCAAAGCUCCUGUGAUGAAGCCAUGUAUCAGCUGGGCUUGGACAUAGAGGAACUGGAAGAGAUUGAGCAAGAUGCUGGCCUUGGAAAUGGCGGCCUAGGUCGUCUUGCAGCAUGUUUUCUGGACUCCAUGGCCUCCCUCGGCUUGGCCGCUUAUGGCUAUGGCAUUCGUUAUGAUUAUGGCAUUUUCACACAGAGAAUUGAGAAUGGAUGGCAGGUUGAGGAACCUGAUGACUGGCUGCGAUUUGGAAACCCCUGGGAAAAAUCUCGACCUGAAUACUGCUUGCCCGUGAACUUUUAUGGCCGAGUUGAAAAGGUCAAUGAUCAGGACAAGUGGGUGGAUGCUCAGGUGCUGUUUGCUAUGCCGUAUGAUACCCCAGUUCCUGGUUAUGGCAACAACACUGUGAACACACUUCGACUGUGGUCCUGCAAAGCACCAAACAGCUUCCAAUUGCACUUCUUUAACAAUGGAGAUUACAUCAAUGCUGUCUGUGAAAGGAACAAUGCAGAGAACAUCUCCAGAGUUCUCUACCCUAAUGACAAUGUGUUUGAAGGCAAGGAGUUGCGUCUGAAGCAGGAGUAUUUCAUGGUGACAGCCUCCCUACAGGAUCUCAUUCGAAGGUUCAAAUCUUCUUCUUUUGGGCAGGCCAAGCCAGUGAGGACUUCUUUCGACACUUUCCCUGACAAGGUGGCCAUCCAGCUGAAUGACACUCACCCAUCUCUAGCCAUCCCGGAGCUGAUGAGAAUCCUGGUGGACAUUGAGAAUGUUCCAUGGGACAAGGCCUGGGACAUCACUACAAGAACCUGUGCAUACACCAACCACACAGUUCUCCCUGAAGCUCUGGAGCGCUGGCCAGUGGGACUCCUGGGCCAUGUUCUGCCUCGUCAUUUGGCCAUUUUGUAUGAGAUCAACCUAAGGUUCUUGCAGGAAGUUGGCAAGCGCUGGCCAGGAGAUUUUGGCAGACUGGCACGAAUGUCCUUGGUUGAGGAGGGUCCUGAGAAGAAAAUCAACAUGGCUCAUGUUUGCAUCGUUGGAAGCAAGGCAGUCAAUGGAGUGGCAGCAAUACACUCGGAGAUCAUCAAGAAAAACACCUUCAAAGACUUCUAUGAGAUGUUUCCCAAAAAGUUCCAGAACAAGACCAACGGCAUCACUCCGCGACGUUGGCUUCUAUUGUGCAACCCUGGACUGUCUGACGCCAUUGCUGAGAAAAUUGGUGAAACUUGGGUUACCAAUCUUAACGAGCUGAGAAAAUUAACUCCUCUGUCGAAAGAGGAAGCUUUCCUCCGAAACUUUAUGAAAAUCAAGCAGGAGAACAAGAUGAAGCUUGCCCAGUACCUUCAGACCAACUACCACAUCAAGGUGAACACUGCCUCCAUGUUUGACAUGCAGGUGAAGAGGAUCCAUGAGUACAAGAGGCAGCUGAUGAACUGUCUGCACAUCAUCACCCUCUACAACAGGCUGAAGAAGAACCCACAGGCUCCGUUUGUUCCCAGGACCAUCAUGGUCGGAGGAAAGGCUGCUCCAGGCUACCACAUUGCCAAGAUGAUCAUUAAACUCAUCAACAAUGUAGGCAGAGUGGUCAACAAUGACCCGAUCAUCGGCGACCGACUCAAGGUCAUCUAUCUGGAGAACUACCGGGUGUCUUUGGCCGAAAAGAUCAUCCCUGCCGCUGACCUCAGUGAGCAGAUUUCUCUGGCUGGAACUGAAGCCUCUGGCACAGGAAACAUGAAGUUCAUGUUGAAUGGAGCUCUGACCAUUGGAACCCUGGAUGGCGCCAAUGUGGAAAUGAUGGAAGAGAUGGGCAAAGAGAACAUAUUCAUCUUUGGCAUGACAGUCGAUGAAGUGGAGGAGCUCUUCCGUAAAGGCUACAACCCACGUUCAUUCUAUGAGAAUGAUGCAGAGCUGAAGCAGGCAUUAGACCAAGUCAACGGCGGCUACUUCUCUCCAGAGGAUCCCAACCUGUUCUCGGACCUCUACCAAGGCCUUCUCAACAAUGACAGGUUUGCCCUCUGUGCAGACUUCAGGGCAUAUGUGGAUUGCCAGGAACAAGUGUCCGAACUGUUCAAGGACCCCAUGAAGUGGGCUGUGAAAGCCACUCUCAACGUGGCUGCAUCUGGAAAGUUCUCUAGUGACAGGACUAUCUCUGAGUAUGCCAAGGACAUCUGGGGCGUGGAGCCAUCACUGGUGAAGCUGCCAAACCCUGCAGACAAGGGUUCUGCCAAGGAGAAUUAA
Molecule: messenger RNA, 2535 nt
Organism: Candidula unifasciata
Lineage: Eukaryota; Metazoa; Mollusca; Gastropoda; Stylommatophora; Geomitridae
Source: the annotation of a GenBank genome assembly